AUGGAGGUGAUUAAUUUUACUGAGAAUCACAUUUUGGCAAAGGUGGUUGAAGAGGAUGGGUUUGCAUGGCAUCUUACAUGUUUUUAUGGGUGGCCUGACUCUAGUCAAAAAUCUAAAUCAUGGGCUCUGUUAUCGCAUUUGUCUUCGUUUGUGGAUGGUCCUUGGUUGUGCAUUGGAGAUUUUAAUGCGAUAUUGCACUCCACCAAGAAGCUCAGUAAUAGGCCGCCUCCUUACAAACAGAUGGAUGAGUUUCGUGAAGCUUUGGAACAAUGCUCCUUAUCAGAUCUGGGUUUUCAUGGUUAUCCAUUCACAUGGAAUAACAAGCGACCUGGACUCGCCAAUACAAAGGAGCAUCUUGAUCGAGCUGUUGCCAAUGAGGAAUGGAAAUCUAAGUUCCCACAGAGUAAAGUCACACACCUGUCAUCCCACGUAUCAUACCAUUUACCAAUCAUUCUCCAAACCAAGCCAGCCAAGCACCGCAUAUCUAGAAGCAAUAUGGGGUUUAAAUUUGAAGAAGCUUGGCUAUUAUGGGAGGAUUGUGAGGCCGUGGUCCAAGAAGGUUGGAAUAAAAGGGACGGCAUGGUUUCUGCUAUGGCAAAAGUGAAAGAGAAGAUUAAGGGGUGUGGUAGGGAGUUACAUGCAUGGGGUGCAUCUAAAACACAGCCCAACACCGAAAAAAUAAAGGCACUCCAAAGGAAGAUUGAGGGGUUGAAUAGGGGUGAGUGUAUUGAAGAAAAUAAAGCUGAGUUUCUAGUGGUUAGUAAGGAGUUGGAUGACCUUUUGCUUAAGCAGGAGAUUUAUUGGAUACAACGCUCUCGAAUCUCUUGGCUUAAACAUGGAGAUAAGAAUACAAAGUUCUUUCAUUCAAAGACCUCACAACGAAGACGGAGGAAUUUUAUUCAAGGGAUAAAGAAUCAGGCCGAUAGAUGGGUCGAGGAAGUGGAAGAAAUAGCAGAUGUGGCUACCAAUUAUUUUGAGAAUAUUUUCAAGGCCGGUGAUUGUGACAGAUUGGAGGAGUGCCUAGUUGCAGUACAGCCUAAGGUUUCUACUGAUAUGCGGGAUAUUUUGUCCAGUGAAUACAGUCCAAAGGAAAUCAAAGCGGCGUUGUUCCAAAUGGGACCAACAAAGGCUCCUGGACCAGACGAGGGUUUUUCCUCUCUACUUGCAAAAGCUGAGGCGGAGAAUAGGUUGCAUGGUGUGUCUAUAUGUAGGAGAGCUCCUAGUAUAUCCCACUUGCUAUUUGCAGACGAUUCCCUACUAUUUUGCAGAGCAACUCAGGAUGAAGUUCAUGCAUUAGCAGAUAUUUUACAGCUCUAUGCCUCGGCUUCGGGGCAGCUCAUAAACCUUGACAAAUCUUCCAUUUACUUCAGUAGCAAUACGGAUGGUGGACAACGAAAUUGGAUUAAAACUUGGCUGAAGGUUAAGGAAGUGGACCGGUUUGAGAAUUAUUUGGGACUACCAACUCUGAUUGGGCGCUCUAAAUAUCAAGCAUUUGCUGUUCUAAAGGAUAAAGUCUGGAAAAAGCUACAAGGGUGGAAGGGGAUUAUGUUAUCUAGAGCCGGAAAGGAGGUAUUGAUAAAGGCCGUUGCUCAAUCUCUACCGACUUAUACUAUGGGAGUGUUUCAGCUUCCUGUAAAGCUUUGUGAUGAGCUUAAUGCCAUGUGCGCAAGGUUUUGGUGGGGGCAGGUGGGUAAUGAGAGGAAGAUUCAUUGGAAGAGUUGGGACUCACUAUCUAAACCAAAGAAGGAAGGUGGUAUGGGCUUUAGGGAUAUCCGGUGUUUUAAUUUGGCGAUGCUGGCCAAGCAAGGAUGGAGGUUACUGAAGGAAAAGGAUACUCUGCUCUACAGGUGUUUCAAAGCAAAGUACUUCCCACGGUGUAAUUUUUUGGAGGCAAGGGACGUGAAUAAUAGCUCUUAUGUGUGGAAGAGCAUUAUUGCGGCUCAACCAAUUCUGAAGAAAGGUUGCUGCUGGAGGGUGGGUGAUGGUUCUGGAAUUCGGGUGCUUAAAGACAAAUGGAUUCCGAACCACCCCACAAAUAGGGUGUUGCAUCCACCAGAGGAAGAAGAAUGGGAAUGGCGUGUUUCGGAGUUAAUUGACUGGUCACUCAAGUUGUGGGAUAGAGGCUUAAUUGAGAGGAGUUUUCACCAUGAAGAUGCGGAUGCUAUACUUCGGAUUCCAUUGAGCCGUAGACAAAAUGAUGAUACUCUGUUUUGGCUACACUCAACAGAGGGGGAAUAUUCGGUCAAAACAGGGUACCAUUUGGCUAGAGAGCUUAGAAGGGAGCAUGAUGUAAAUGGAGAGAGUUCUUCGUCGGGGGAGUGCAGCAAGGUGUGGGGCAAGCUCUGGAAACUCCAUAUACCAAAUAAGGUCCGGAUUUUUGCAUGGCGAGCUUGCCAUGAUAUCCUGCCAACUUGUGAGAAGCUAGCUCGACGUCAAAUUGUCAUCGAUGGCAGGUGUAGACUUUGCAAAAGAGGCUUGGAAUCUGCAAUCCAUGCCUUGUGGGAGUGUAGUGUGGCUCAGGACGUGUGGGCGGGGUGUGCGAGACGGUUGCAAAAAUGUGGGAGAGUACAGUUUGAUAUGCUGCAGCUUGUGGAGAAGCUAAUGGAAAAAUUAAAUACCGAGGAGCUCGAGUUUUUCUUCGUCCAGGCUUGGAUGAUUUGGAACCAACGGAAUACAGUUUUCCACGGGGGGAGCUUGCAGGCAGGGCCGGCUGAAGCUAUAGGCGAGCUAGGCAACCGCCUAAGGCCCCAACUUCUAAUAGGGCCCCCAAAUAGUUUAAAUUGUAAAGUGAUCAUAUUAAGUAGAGCUACAAUUGUGCUUUUGAUAAACCAGGUAGAUGAUACUUCUGGAAAAGGUCUUUUCAAUGAAAUUAUAAGUGCAAUAGAAAAUCUUGAACUUGAUAUUAAUGAUGUACGUGGACAAGGAUAUGAUAAUGGGUCUAAUAUGAAAGGGAAAAAACAAGGGGACCCAUCUCGGCUAAACAAGAGAGCAGCUGACUUCUUGAAAGAAUUUAGAGAAGCCCAACAACACUUGGUUACACGAAGACAAGUUGCCAGAGAAGUUCAGUGGAGGCCAUCGCCAAGAAAUGGGUUUAAACUAAACUUUGAUGCAGCCAUUUUCGAUGAACUAAAUGCGACGGGUUUCGGAGCAGUAAUUCGCAAUGGGGAAGGAGAAGUAAUGGCAGCCAUGGCAGCGAAAGGACCACCGGUCUCGGGUAGUGAGGAGGCUGAGGUGCUGGCAUGCCGCAACGCCUUGGAGUUCGCUGUGGAUGCGGGUUUCACCGAGCUGCUGGUAGAGGGAGAUAAUGUCUCAGUUAUGCAGAGGAUUUUACGGUCUCAGCCUAAUGGGUCAUGGCUUGGGCACUUGUAUGAAGAUAUAAAAUGUUUGUGUGCUGGUCUAUGUGUUGUGUCUGUUGAGUGGGUUAGCCGUACAACCAAUGAAGUGGCUUAUUGUUUGGCAAAGCAUGCUAGAGGGUUAGUUGAUGAGAGUGUUUGGCUGGAGGAAUCCCCUCCUCCUGCACGGGAAGCUUUGUAUCUGGAUAUGCUUAAAAUUUAA
Quercus lobata is the source of this 3555-nucleotide messenger RNA. RefSeq lists its product as uncharacterized. Gene Ontology annotation, molecular function: nucleic acid binding; RNA-DNA hybrid ribonuclease activity. The record is from RefSeq and is a predicted model, not a curated record. Lineage: Eukaryota; Viridiplantae; Streptophyta; Magnoliopsida; Fagales; Fagaceae. Bases 1 to 3555 code for a protein of 1184 amino acids. The transcript is spliced from 5 exons.